Messenger RNA from Emericellopsis atlantica, 1782 nucleotides. RefSeq names its product glycoside hydrolase superfamily. Gene Ontology annotation, biological process: oligosaccharide catabolic process. Gene Ontology annotation, molecular function: alpha-amylase activity. Bases 1 to 1782 code for a protein of 593 amino acids. The record is from RefSeq and is a predicted model, not a curated record. The transcript has a single exon. Lineage: Eukaryota; Fungi; Ascomycota; Sordariomycetes; Hypocreales; Bionectriaceae.
AUGGGCUCGAUAUCGUGGGAUCGCCAGAAUGGCUUCACAAACGAACCCUACUGGAAAGACGCAACCUUCUACCAAGUCUACCCUGCUUCAUUCAAAGACUCCAACGGUGAUGGUUGGGGCGACUUGCCAGGCCUCAUCUCCGAGCUCGACUACCUCUCUGACUUGGGCGUCGACGUGAUCUGGGUGAGCCCCAUCUUCGACAGCCCCCAGAAGGACAUGGGCUACGAUGUGCGCGACUACCAGAAAAUCUACGCACCGUACGGCUCCAUUGAAGACGUUGACGUGCUGCUCAGAGAGUCGCACAACCGUGGCAUGAAGGUCAUUCUAGACCUGGUCGUGAACCACACAUCGCAGGAGCACGAAUGGUUCCAAGAGUCGCGCUCAUCCAAGGACAACCCGAAACGUGACUGGUAUAUCUGGAAGCCCCCCCGCUACGACGCCGACGGCACACGGAUACCGCCCACCAACUGGCGCUCGUACUUUGCCGGCCCAACCUGGACCUUUGACGAGCACACGCAGGAGUACUACCUCCACCUGUACGCCUCAGACCAGCCCGACCUGAACUGGGAGAACGCGGCGUGUCGCAAGGCCAUCUACGACAACACGAUGCGCUUCUGGCUCGACCGCGGCGUCGACGGCUUCCGCAUCGACACGGUCAACAAGUACAGCAAACGCCAGGACUUUGUCGACGCCCCCGUCACGGAUCCUAACUCGCCCCAUCAGUCUGCGCCCGAGAUGUGGUGCAACGGGCCUCGGAUCCACGAGUUCAUCCACGAGAUGAACAGGGAGGUCCUCGCGCCCUAUGAGGCCGUCAGCGUCGGCGAGCUCAGCAACACGCCCGACCCGCGCCAGGUGCGGCCCUAUGUUUCAGCGCAGGCGCAGGAGCUGGACAUGGUCUUUGAGUUUUCUUUGAUUCGGCUGGGCACGGGUAAUAUCUUGGGGCCCAAGUACAUUUAUCAGCCGUUUCCUCUGUCCAAGAUGAAGACUCUGACGCAAAAGUGGCAGUUUGUGGAUGGUACGGACGACGCGUGGACGACGGUGUUUGUGGAGAACCACGACAAUGCUAGGGCUGUCUGUCGCUUUGGCGAUAGCUCGACGCCAGAGCUGUGGAAUAAAUCGGCAAAGACUAUUGCGCUGUGGCAGGUUACCCUCACCGGCACGCUGUUCCUCUACCAGGGCCAGGAGAUUGGCAUGACGAACAUGCCCUCGUCUUGGGGUAUCGAGGAGUACAAAGAUGUCGAGAGCACGGGGUUCUACGAGGAGGCUGUGCAGUCGGGGGAUCCCGAGCUAAUCAAGAAGACGCUGCAUGGUCUGGGACACCUCGCGCGCGACCAUUCACGGAUCCCCUUUCAGUGGGACGCGUCGCCCAAUGCUGGGUUUGCCCGUGAGGGAGCGACGCCGUGGAUGCGCGUGCAUGACGAGUACAAGUCGAUCAACGUAGCGCGCCAGCGGGAUGAUCCAGACUCGAUUCUGAGUUUCUACAAAAAGGCCCUCACGCUGCGCAAAGAGCACAGGGAUCUGUUUGUCUUUGGAUCAUUCACGCUGCUUGAUCCUGAGGAUGAGAGUGUCUUCUCCUAUGUCAAGAGGGAUAUCAAGGGCCACACGGACAAGAUGGCCGUCGUGACGUUGAAUAUGAGUGGGAAGCAGCAGAUGGGCACAGAUGUAACCUCGAUCCUGGGCGAUGGGGCCCGUUUGGUCGUCAGCACACAAGAGGGGAGCAAGCUUGUAGACGGACGGCCGGUGUUGAAGCCGUGGGAGGGCAGGGUGUAUGUGAAUCACUAG